AUGAAUGCUUGGCUUGCCGACGCUUCCAAUAUUCCUGGCCAGGAAAAUGGCGCCUUCCAUCCAUCCACUAUAGACCCCUCUACUGCUUUCCUCCAUGGAUCUCCGACCCCCCAGGAUCCAUCGCAAUUCCAGCGCAUGUUCAAUGGUGUGCCGCGGAAUGCUUCGCCGGGUUUCCACAACCCGAAUCAAGUCAUCCCAUCCAAGCGAGGGCGCCCAGAAGAUGGCAUGCCCAUGUCACCUAGGCCCGCGCCAGGUGGUGUGACAGGGUCGCGAUCCCAGACCCCUCACCAGGUGCCAUACCCUGGCUACCAAGGUCCGGCCAAUGGCAAUGCACAGUUCCAGCAACACCCUACGCCCUACCAGCACCUCCAGCAAGCUUCUCCUAAUGUCACCCAGUCGCCAAUCAUGCAAGACUUCGAUCAGCAAAGUGUUCGCAUGGGAACCGCGUCCCCAAGCCCCUUCUCGCCAGCCGGCCCGCACCCUGGACCCCACAUGUCUCCCUCCCAGUCGGAUCAUGGUAGCCGUGUAAAUACGCCGCAAAAUGCCAACUUCAUGCAACCGCAACAGUUUGGUGGUAUGCCGCAAGGUCCUGGUCCUGGGAUGACCUCAGCUGCCCCUCAGCCCUCGAUGCAAGCACCGCAGUUUGCUGGCAUGUCACAAGUAGGCUACCAGCAGGCGCUGGCGAACCAGCAGCAGCGCUUACACGCCUUGCAACAGCAGUCACAGUCGCGUAUGAACCCCAAUCCUGCAUUGGCUGCGCGGCAAGGUCCAGUCGGUAUGAACCCGAUGGCCAACCCCCAGCAGCAGAUCGGACAAAUGAGACAGAUGCCACCGAACAUGCAACCAAAUGCUCCAAAACAACCUAGCAACCCAGAAGGAUUUAUCCGGUCAUUGCAGAAAUUCAUGAUGAGCCAAAAUCUUCCUUUGGACCCCAACCCCACUGUCAGUGGUCGCCCAAUCAACUUGGUUCAACUCUAUGGCACGAUCAUAAAGAUGGGAGGAUCAAAAAAGGUCACCGCCACGAACAUGUGGCCUGCAGUGGCGCAUUCACUGGGCUUCCCUCAGGUUCAAUAUCCCACAGCCGCCCAAGAGUUCCAAACCCACCACACAAGGAAUUUGGCUCCUUACGAACAAGCUUUCCUCAACUCCCAACAAAGAUCAGCUGAAAUGCAGCAACAAGGCGGCAUGCCUCGCCCGCCCGGCCAAUUCCAGUCGCCUGCGCCGAAGCUCAACACAGGGUACGAUCAACCGCAGCAGCCAAUGGCACAGUCCCCGCAAAAUAACACCCCUGUGCACAAUCAAAAUCCUGGGAACCCAGCCAAUGGGUUUGCCACACCCACACAUGCCCGGAGCCAAAGCAGGCCAGUCCAGGCCGGCCAUAGAUCGAGUCUCUCGCGCCCAUCGCAAACGCCAAUCCCACCGACGGAACCUGCAACGGGCCAAUUCCCAACGCCAUCUCCUGCUCCAUCCGGCAAGGAUGUGACUCCAGGCCCUGGUCAGUCACAACCACCGGAGCAAAAGCUCGAGCCUUUCGUGAAGCGACCUAUCGAGGAAACCUUCAAGCCUAUGGUGUUGACAGGAAGUCGUAUGCAUGGACCCAUUGUGGUUGAUGAGAUGUUCCAGAUUGGCGAGGAUAUCACCAGACUUAAACCAGACGUACCCGCAUUCGCUGAACUUGGGGUCGUGGAUAUUCACGCACUGACAAUGGGCCUCCAGUCUGGAAUCACUGCAGAGAUCCGGGUUGCCCUCGACACACUUACCACUCUCUCUGGCGAACCAACUGUUCAGAUCUCCUUGGAAAACUGUGAUGACUUGGUUGAGAGUUUGAUUGAUUGCGCCGAAGAUCAGGCUGAGAUGCUUGCACAGCACACCGUCGAAUUGACGGAUGCUAUGACUUUACGAUCCUAUGAUGAGAUCACACGGGACUGCCAGCUUGAAAACACCUCCCUCACAGAUACCUCCCCCUUCGGGAGUCUCGAUUAUGAAUUGGACCGAGCCGUGGAUCGACUCAUCUGUAUCACCACCAUUCUACGAAAUUUCUCAUUCAGCGAGACAAACUUCCUUCCCCUCGGCAUCCCGCCUGUUGCCCAAUUAUUUGCCUCGGUCUUCCGUUACAUGGGCACUCGAAAGAACUUCCUACGCACAAGCCACAACACUUUGGACUUCAUGAAAGAUGCAGUGAUCUUGCUGAGCAACUUAGCCCACGUUGUCCAGAUUCCCGGCAAAGAGGAGGCUUUGAGUUUAUUGACGUUUUUGCUUGCAUUCUCGCCAGAGCCUGAGCCUAUCUCAUCAUCUGGCAAAGUGAUGUUCACUGCGUUCAACUCCGCCGUCGAUCGUUACACUCCAGCAGCCGUUGAUGGCCUCGCGAAGAUGCUGGCAAGGGACGAUCCAAACCGAACUUACUUCAAAGCUAUCUUCUCAGGCGAUGGGUCCACUUCACCCCAACCUGAAUUGUUGACUCGCGCCUUCGGCCUUGCUAUCUCCUGUGUCCCCGACAAAAAGCCCAUGGCAGUUGUGGAUGCGCGCAAGGUUUUCUUGAUGCAAGGUCUCUUGUCGGCUGAUGUGCUCACCACCUUCGCGGACGGAUCUCUCGCCAAACAGUGGCUUGAGUCGGUUGAUGGGUUUGCCGUUCAUCUCCUGCGACUUUCUUGUGCUCUUUGCACGGAGCGUAUCCCCCAAAUCAAUAUUCGCCAGAGGGGCCCAGCCGAAGCCGAUGCGUAUGCUUUCAGCUCAAUUGUGAACCGCGGCCUGGGAAUCCUUCGCCGCCUCGCCGAAAAGUCCAAGCAAAUCGACAAUACCUCCCCCCUCAACAUUCCAUCGGGAAUUCUUCCCAGGAAAGAGAGCCUUUUGGGCGCACUGCUCCUUCCAAACAUCGAUGGAGGCGUUGUUCGCCAACUUCUCACCUACGCUCGGUUGGCGGAGUAA
Molecule: messenger RNA, 2925 nt
Organism: Penicillium brevicompactum
Lineage: Eukaryota; Fungi; Ascomycota; Eurotiomycetes; Eurotiales; Aspergillaceae
Product: putative ARID/BRIGHT domain protein (SWI1)
Exons: 1
Coding region: 1-2925 (974 amino acids)
Biological process (GO): regulation of transcription by RNA polymerase II
Cellular component (GO): SWI/SNF complex; nucleus
Molecular function (GO): transcription cis-regulatory region binding
Source: RefSeq, a predicted model, not a curated record